Cladophialophora carrionii CBS 160.54 is the source of this 972-nucleotide messenger RNA. RefSeq lists its product as uncharacterized. The record is from RefSeq and is a predicted model, not a curated record. The transcript has a single exon. Bases 1 to 972 code for a protein of 323 amino acids. Lineage: Eukaryota; Fungi; Ascomycota; Eurotiomycetes; Chaetothyriales; Herpotrichiellaceae.
AUGGCAAAGGAGUUCGCUUCCAAGUCAUUUUCCGGCGGUGUUGACUCGAGGAAGAGCUCGCGGGCUUCCAGGGCGCGUCCCUGGUUGGCCAACAGCAUCCUCCGACGACAGUCGGCCGCCACUGGUGUCAAGGGUUGUGAGGGUGCCCCCUCGCUUCCCAAGGCAACCACUGUGACCCUUGGCUCGGAUCCGGCGCCGCCCGUUACUGUCGAGCGUGUUGCCGUGAAGCAGUCGGCGUCCAAGAUACCAAUCUUGGUUCGUCGUUGUGGAUCGGCCUCACUCGGCAAGGGCGGCGUGCAGGAGAAGGCCAAGUCAACCGCCAUGCCAUCUACCGUCACAGGGAUGGCGACCUCGGCGUCACGGAUUCCGGUUCGCACCAAGGUGCCGUCUGUUGGUCCCCGGCUUGUUCCUCAGCAAGUACGAACCAACAAGGCCCUUGGUGCUGCUGCCGGUCUCCCGGUGGGCAAAGAGGUUGGCAACAAGAGGGGUACUGGGGGUUCUGCUGUCGCCAUCAGCCGACCCAAGCCUGAGCCAGAGGAGAUGUCGAUUCAGAAGUGCAUCAACCCGGCGCCAAUCAGGAGCCAUCGAUCUGACAUUGCUGUCAGGUCGAUCCUGAAGCAUCGGGCGAAGCCUUCUGAGGAGACUGAUCCUCACUGUCCACUUGAUUCUCGCGGCAAUGGAGUGAAAUCCAACCCGGCCGAGAAGAAGAGUGUGACAUGGCCCGAGGUGUACGCCAUCCCCACCCCGGCACGCCCAUGGCACAAGGAAGCAGUUCCUGCCUGGGAGUGUCGGCUGUGUCGGGGGUGCGGCCACCGAGGAUGGUGCCCGUCGCUGAUCGGCGUCACGCUGGGUCCGCAGGCAAUUGAUGUCUGGCUGAGGGAGCAGAGGGCUCGAGGCUAUGAUUAUCUGGAGCAUUCGGGUGGGUUCUUGAGCUCGAGGGAUCAUGAUCCCAUCGAGCCCGUGAUCUUUUGA